AGAACGACAAAGAUGUUUGUCUUGUGAGUGACAUUUUCUAAUACCAUAUUUUUUGGAACAUUAUUUUCCGAGACAGAAAGCAUUGCAGCUGACCCUUGACAGCGGAGAUUCGUACUGUGAGUCGGUGCCUGAGUCUGAGCUUCGAGGCACCUUUGGCUGAUCGACAUGGCUGCCCGACAGCCACGCUGGACAUGGACUACCGCAAAAACGGGGCCAAUCACGGUGGACACCACGAGCAAUUGCAUCACAAAGCGAUAGAUAUGAAGUGGUCAGAUUAUCUUUACGCAGUCUUCCACGACUUUCAUGUCUUGCAAUACUACAACUACGCUCGACCAGGAGCUGUCAUUGACGCGGAGAUCAUACCACCAGGCCUCGAAACAUACGGAACACUGCAGACCCAGCUGGACGAAUUUGGAGAGCUCUUCACUCCUCUUCCUGGUCCAGCGAAGGUCAACUGGCAUUCAGACGAUUCGCUAUUCGUCGUUUUCUUUGGUAUCAACGAUAUGGGCAGAAUGAACCGUGAGGACCUGGGCCGAAAAGACAUCAAGAACACCAGCAAAGCGCUCGCUAAGUCACUGGUGGAUUCCUGCAGACGGCUACACAAAUUAGGCGCAGAGUCCAUCCUCAUCAUGAAUCUUCCCCCGCUAGAUGUCUCACCGAAGUACAAUCUUCCCCAUGAGACGGGUGUUGAUUCACACGAGUUGAUAGGCCGAUCGGUGGUAGAAUACAAUCGAGCGCUGGCUCAGGAGAUCGCCAAGUGGAAGGAUGAAUUGGAGGCGGAGACAGAUGGACAGAAGGAGAAUCGAGCCAAGAUUAUGUUGUUUGACCUGGAAUCCUUCUGGAGCUUGGUUAUGAGGUAUCCAGAGGCAUUCGGAAUGACUGAAUGUGCGAGGUAUGAGAUGUACGUCGACCAGAAGAGGCCUAACAAGGGUCGGAUGGGAUACUGUUAUCAUGACAAUCAACACAUUAGUUGGUCAUCCGCAGAGUUAAUCGCACGGACGGUCAAUGGAUUCUUGCAUCGGCAUUCAAUAUCUUUCCAGGAGAACAAUGCGACCGAAACGGCUCUAUACGCUUAGGGCAUCCACGUCGGGCCAUUCGUCGAAAGAGGAGCCAUUUUGGGAUUUGAGAAAUGGGAACGCUGCGAAGGGCAAAGCAAAGACCAUGGGACAUCUUGGCAUAUGAGGGUAUUGAGAAAUUUGCGGCCGACGGACGACAAAUACUCGGGUCGAUGAAUGCACAUCGUAUGAUGCCAGGCUGACAGAGCAGAGCGCGUUCACUUGUAUAUGCCUUGGGAUGAGACCGCCGUCCACGUUGACCCUCUGGCAUAGGGUGGACGAAGGUGAGAGGUCUUAGACAUCCUACAUUCCUUGCUCCUCAAGACGUUAGACGGCUU
Molecule: messenger RNA, 1393 nt
Organism: Kockovaella imperatae
Lineage: Eukaryota; Fungi; Basidiomycota; Tremellomycetes; Tremellales; Cuniculitremaceae
Exons: 10
Coding region: 192-1076 (294 amino acids)
Molecular function (GO): hydrolase activity, acting on ester bonds
Source: RefSeq, a predicted model, not a curated record